Messenger RNA from Monascus purpureus, 2163 nucleotides. The record is from the annotation of a GenBank genome assembly. NCBI's taxonomy places the organism in Eukaryota, Fungi, Ascomycota, Eurotiomycetes, Eurotiales, Aspergillaceae.
AUGACCAUCCGCGCUGUCAAGUUCACGCCCGAGUCCCUCCUCGGAGCUCCACGACGGUCCUCCGCCAUCCCCAACGCGAGUGGUACCCUCGCCAUCUACACCCAAACGUCCUAUUCCUUCGAGUCUCAUUCCAAGACGAACGAGAUCCGUGUCUUGGAUAUAUCGACUGGCCGGUCUACCCUCAUUACCAAUGAUCCUGGAGCGAGCGAUCCUACUUGGCUCGAUAACAGCGACCGGUUGAUCUGGUUGAAGGCAAAGUCCAAUGGCAACACCAGCUUCAUCGUCGGGGACGCGCAUGAAGCAGGCAAAACCUACACGGCGGGCACAGUCCCGGGACCCGUCUCUGACCUCAAAGUAACUACAAUUGAGCCGGGCAGGAUUGGAUUCGCAGUCACGGGCAAGGCCAAUCCGGAUGGAACGUUAUUUAAUCCGCAUGAUGCCAAGGAGCCGUUGAGUUCGGGGAAAUUGUACACGUCGCUUUUCGUGAGGCAUUGGGAUUCGUAUGUUGUGCCACAGAAGAAUGCGAUUUGGUACGGUGUGCUUCAGCAGACUCCUCUUUCUGCUGCGUCGCGACAAGCGGGGAAGUACUCGAUUUCUGGGUUGACAAAUCUCAUCGCGGUUUGUGGGUUGACUGGAGUUGAGUCGCCUAUUCCUCCAUUUGGAGGAGCUGGAGAUUUUGCUAUAAGUCCUGCUGCUAUCGCAUUCGUGGCUAAGGACCCUGAACUGAAUCCCGCUACUCACACCUCCUGCAUUUGCUAUUAUUGCCCUAUUUUUGACUGGACAGCCACCGCGACGAGCGUGGAGGCUGUCCAGGUGAAAAAGAUGACGAAUCUUGAGGGUGCUAUGUCUUCUCCGGUUUUGUCUUCUGAUGGCAGCUCGGUUGCGGUGUUGGCCAUGAGACAGGACGGGUACGAGUCGGACAAGAACAGAAUUCUGUACAUCCCUAAUCCGUGGAGUGGGGAGACGAUAGAGGUUUUCGCAUCCCCUGAUGGGCAAGGGCAAUGGGAUCUCAGUCCGGCGGCUUUGUUAUUUGCUAGUGAUGACCGGUCGCUGCUGAUCCAAGUCGAGGAAAAGGGCCGCGUAGUUCUCUACCAGCUUCCUCUGGACAACAUCCGGAAUGCCACUCCUGAUGUGCUGAAGAAGUUGACUCAUUCGGGGUCCGUGAGUGACGUGGUUCCUGCGGCGAAGAACUCUUCGAAAUUGUUCGUUUCGAGCACCAGCUUGAUCGACAACAGCUUGUGGUCUAUUGUCGACCCUUCUGAUCCGACCGAUGUACAUAUUGUCUCGUCCAAUAGUCGUGGUGGGACUUCAUUUGGUCUCUCGCCUUCGCAGGUGGAUGAGAUCUGGUUCAGGGGUGCAGAAGACUAUCCAGUUCACGCGUGGGUGGUGAAACCAUCCAACUUUGAUCCCAGCAACAAGUAUCCAUUGGCAUACUUGAUUCAUGGAGGCCCACAGGGAGCAUGGAAUGACCAGUGGAGCACGCGUUGGAACCCGGCAGUAUUCGCAGAGCAGGGCUACGUGGUCAUUACGCCUAAUCCCACUGGCAGCACGGGUUAUGGACAGCCUUUUACAGAUGCUAUCCGCAACUCCUGGGGCGGCCGCCCCUACAUCGACCUCGAAAAAGGCUUCGAGUAUAUUGAGAAGAAUCUGGAAUACGUUGACACGACUCGGGCUGUGGCCCUUGGAGCCUCAUACGGCGGUUAUAUGGUAAAUUGGAUUCAAGGCCAUCCUCUCGGCCGCAAAUUCAAAGCUCUAGUGACGCAUGAUGGCGUGUUCAGCAUGACCUCCCAGCUUGCGAGCGAAGAACAGUACUUCCCUCUCCACGACCUUGCGGGACCAAUCUGGAAGGUCCCCGAGAACUGGGCGAGAUGGGACCCUUCCCGGUUUACAGAAAACUGGAGCACACCCCAGUUGGUUAUUCACAGCGAGCUAGACUAUCGGUUGACGAUCGCUGAAGGGUUGGCUGCGUUCAACGUUCUGCAGAUCAAGGGGAUCGACAGUGCAUUCCUUACGUUCCCGGAUGAGAAUCAUUGGGUCUUGAAGCCAGAGAACUCACUCGUGUGGCAUCGGACUGUGUUCGACUUUAUCAACAAAUACUCUGGGGUGUCUUCGGCCAAUGAUGCUGGCUUGGAGAGGAGUGUGGCCAGUCUGUCACUGCCAUAG